Pichia kudriavzevii is the source of this 948-nucleotide messenger RNA. RefSeq lists its product as uncharacterized. The record is from RefSeq and is a predicted model, not a curated record. NCBI's taxonomy places the organism in Eukaryota, Fungi, Ascomycota, Pichiomycetes, Pichiales, Pichiaceae. Gene Ontology annotation, molecular function: DNA binding. The transcript has a single exon. The coding region runs from base 1 to 948 and encodes 315 amino acids.
AUGUCUAUGGAGAGCACAAUGAAUGCCAUGGAUACAAUGGAUGCGAUGGGUCCGAUCAACGGCAGAGCAGAGACCAAUACCAGUGCAAAUGCCAAUGCAAACGUCAAUGCAAAUGCCAAUGCAAAUGCCAAUGCAAAUUUGAAUACAACCACAGCUGCCAAUGUUAAUGAUGGUGCAAACACCAAUGGAAACAACAAUGUAGGUGCAAACACACACACUGCUACAAACACAGCUGUAAACGCACACACCGCUGCAACGGCUAGUACCGGUGCAAGUGCCAACAUGAAUGUCCACUCUUCCACGACGUUUGCAAACACGUUGCAAACCACUGUGGAGAGUGGGAUUCCCAUCAAGAGAGGCAGAGGCAGACCCCGCAAGUACACGCUAGAGGAGCGGCCGUCCCGGCCCAAGCUUCCUCCUCUGUAUGAUGCCGAAGGGAACAUUAUCAAGCGUAAAAGAGGACGUCCUAGAAAGCAGGUUGAUGACACCGGCGUGCAGAAAGUCAAGCGGGGGAGAGGCCGACCACGUAAGGAUGGGUCUAUUCUUGGAGUGGGAGUUGUUGGUGGCAUUACGCAUAUUGGCCAUGGACACGAGGGUGAACAGAGCCACAAUCACAACCACAACCUCACCCAUAACCCAGAACAUACAGAUGCUUCCACCGUGGCGAAUGCCGUCAAUGCCGUCAAUGCAGUGAAUGCCGUCAGCGAGGCCAAUAAGGGAGGCGUUGGUGUGGAAGUGGAUGUGGAUGUUGGCUUACACGGAGAACACCAGCACCAACACCAGCACCAACACCAACACCAUCAAGAACAUACUCAUGAGCAUCAACAUGAUGAACACGAGCACGAGCACGAGAAUCUCAAAAAGGACGAGCAGAGUGAAAAUGUUGAUGACGACGAUCUCAACCUGAACCUCAACUUGAACUUUAUGGGUCUCUACCCCGGUAACUAG